Messenger RNA from Helobdella robusta, 994 nucleotides. RefSeq lists its product as hypothetical. The record is from RefSeq and is a predicted model, not a curated record. Lineage: Eukaryota; Metazoa; Annelida; Clitellata; Rhynchobdellida; Glossiphoniidae. Gene Ontology annotation, cellular component: cation channel complex; membrane. The transcript is spliced from 7 exons. Gene Ontology annotation, molecular function: inositol 1,4,5 trisphosphate binding; protein binding; store-operated calcium channel activity. The coding region runs from base 14 to 994 and encodes 326 amino acids. Gene Ontology annotation, biological process: calcium ion transmembrane transport; regulation of cytosolic calcium ion concentration; manganese ion transport.
UACGAAUGACGUCAUGAUGGUUCGAAGUAUUUUGGCGGGAAACGACUGGUUCCCAGCCGACUUCAACUACAACUGCGUUGAUUACAUGGGAAGGAGUGCCCUUCAUCUUGCUGUUGACCUUGAAAACGUCGAGGUCAUUGAGAUGCUCUUGGAUAAGAUGAGGUGGUCAUGCAAACAAGAGGCACUGUUACAUGCAGUCAACAAGGGUUACACAAAGACUGUGAGAACUUUCAUCGAACAUCCUUCUUUCGUGGCUGGUGGUGCUGCUGUUGGUGGUGGCGUAGGUGGUUCUGGAGGUGGCGUAGGUGGUUCUGAAGGUAACAUGGGUGAUCGUGGUGGCAGCUUCGUUGGCGGCAGCGCCAAAAAAAGAAGAAACGAGGCCGUUAACAUCACCAUUAACAAUAUCAACAACAACGACGACGACGUGAAGGAGAGCAGUCAGUUUUCGAGCGACCUGACGCCGUUGAUGCUGGCCGCGCAGACGAACAACCACGAAAUCAUCCAAAUGUUCCUCUCCAAGGAUUUCAUCAUCGAGAAACCUCACUGGGUAUCUUGCAUGUGUGUGGAAUGCAUGAACAAUAGGGAGACUGACUCACUGAAGAGAUCGAAAUCUAGGUUGAACACGUAUAAGGCCCUGGUCAGCCCGGCUUACAUGGCCCUCUCCAGCCCCGACCCCAUCAUGACGACCUUCCAACUCAGACAGGAAAUGAAGAAGCUGGCGCAAGUCGAAAAAGAGUUCAAGAACGAGUACUUGAGCCUGGUGGAACAGUGCAUGGACUUUGCCUGUGAGCUGAUGGAUCUGUGCAGAGGCACUCAGGAGGUUGAAGCCGUCCUCAGCGAUCACGAACCGGGUUCGAAUCCAGAUCCACUAUCGAGACUCAAGAUGGCUCUCAAAUACGAUGAGAAGAAGGUGAGUCUCUGUGCGUGUGUAUGUUUGUGUGUGCGUGUGUGCGUGUAUGUGCGUGUGUUUGUAGAUGUGUGUGUGAUGUUGUAA